Messenger RNA from Porites evermanni, 1180 nucleotides. The record is from the annotation of a GenBank genome assembly. NCBI's taxonomy places the organism in Eukaryota, Metazoa, Cnidaria, Anthozoa, Scleractinia, Poritidae.
AUGACUGGACAGCAAAGUCCACCAGAGAUCAGUAUUGCUCUACGCGAGACAAAGGGCCUUAAGAACAAGAGUGUACUUUGGGAGAAUAUAGAGCUCCCGACAGACAUUUUGUUGCUGACAGUGAACGAAUGCGAGUUUUUAAGUUGUCUUUCAUUCCUGAACUCUGAAUUCUCUAAGAGUUAUCACAAAAGUCUCGGAUUUGUGUUCUUCGGGGAUAUUGGUGAAGAUGACGCGACAAAGCUAAAAAUUGCCUUGAUGAAAUGCAGUGCGGGCUCGACCGGCCCUGGAGGCUCCACUGUUGUUGUUCAAAAUGCCGUUGCUGUCUUAAGGCCAAAAGCUGUUAUCAGCGUGGGGUACUGCGCAAGUCUAAUCCGCGAAAAAGCCAAAUUAGGAGAUGUGGUAGUUUCAGCAAAGCUAACAACAUACGCACCUAUCAAAGUUGGGGAGAAUGGUGAUAUUGAGGAACUAGGUCACAGUGUGCCUCCCAAAAAGCAUCUUGCGGACCUCAUUAAAAGUGUUGAUGACGGCUGGGAAGCACCUCUAAAAAAGCCAGGUGAAUUAGUCCCGACGGUAUUCCGCGAUGGGGUAUUUCUGAGUGGGCCUGAGGAAGUCAAAAGUCAGCAACGAUGUGCCCAGCUCAAAAAGCGAUUCCCAAACGCUGUUGCAAUAGAAAUGGAAGGAGAAGGUAAAUGUGAAGUAACACCACAACUCAAGCGUUUUAUGAUAAUGUUCGUGGUAUGUUGUCCUUUGCCAAACAUUCAAUUUUCACAAAGGGGAGGACGAGCUUGGCUUUCCCUUAGUCGAAUUAUAUGCUCGUGUCUAGAUAUAAUACUUAUUACGCCAAGUAUAAACUGCCUAACACGGCUGAGACAAGAGCUGAAUAGUCGUCAAACCUGUAUUAUUUAUAAAAAACCACUAUAUCAAGGUUUUCCCGUUCUUACGAGUCUAUUUUCUUCUUUUUGUCCCACUUGCUUUAUUCUUAGGCCUCUACGCUGCUGCACAUGCUCUAGACAUCGAGUGGAUUAUCAUUAAAGGCAUCUCUGAAUACGCAGACGGUAGCGGUGCUUCACAGGACUCCUGGAGACGAUUUGCCAGUGUAAUGGCGGCUUCAUUGACCGUUAAUAUGCUCAGCGAGUCCAUUGUUUUCCCAACGUGGCCUCAUUAUGGAGGUGAGGCUUGA